Molecule: messenger RNA, 318 nt
Organism: Strongylus vulgaris
Lineage: Eukaryota; Metazoa; Nematoda; Chromadorea; Rhabditida; Strongylidae
Source: the annotation of a GenBank genome assembly
UUGAAAUUUAAGGUUGCACGCGACUCUUACUUGGACUAUCUGGCGAAAGAAGCUGGUGGAACUUCUUCGCAGACAUCGAACCUCUACGAAGAGCUUUUAGCGCUGGAAACUGCGGAACCUUCACAGACCUCUGACUUUUACGAGGAACUACUGGCUAUACAAGAAUGUGGUGGAUGGCCCGACAAUGAAAUGGACGAAGAUCGUGCAUUGGCUCAAGCUUUAGCAAUGAGUGAAGUGGCGUACAUGGAAGAACUACAGCUUAGGUUUGGUUGCGAACCAGAAGAUACUAACAAUAACAACAAUAAUAGGAGGGGAUAA